AUGUCAGAUUCAUUUGAUCGAUCCUUUGAAAGACGAGGCACUGAUCCAAGUGUUCCUCAUACUACAACCGCCGCAAAUGAUUCCCUUGAGGAUCAGACACUUCUCUUACUUGCCCGUUUAACCGAAGGUGGACAAGAGGAUGAAGAUACAUGCAGGGAGUUAAACACUCUCACCAAAUUACUCACUGAUGAUUCUUCCGAGGCAACAAGAUCAAAUGAGCCACAUAAACCUCUUUUUCAAUUGGUCGAUCAGGAUAUCCUGGAAACUAUUUUGGGAUACCUUGAUAUGAGGCAAUCUCCGUCAGCUCGAGGUCACGCGACAUUAACUACAUCUGCAUAUCUCAAAGCUUCGGAGCAGCAGGGCGUUGACUACCUUUCCCAUUUCUUUUAUGAUCGUGUAGCCAAAGGCACAUAUGAUGAUUUGAUUCUUGCAUUUUCCGUUGCGGCAUCGAUAUUCCCCAUCGUUCCAGAUGUCAUUGCUUCAUUCUUCCUUAGUGAAGGUUUCAUUCCUAGUCUUGGUGCAUUGAUGAAGAGGAAAUGGAAGAGUCGAAAGGUUGAACAGGCUGCUCUCGAGCUGCUCAGUGCUGCGUGUAUGAACACUCCUUGUCGAGAAGCUAUCCAGAAGCAUUGUACAAAGUGGCUUGAGGAGAUUGUCAACAAUGCUCCACCUAAAGUUUCCGAAAUCUCCUCGUCAGAUCUUGACAGCAACGCGGAAGAUGGCUCCAUACAGCAGAGGAUACAUUCCGAGCAAGUCAGAAAUCUUGCAGCUGUUGUCCUGGCCAAAAUUCAGGCUAUCCCUUCAACACCAAACGCCGAAUCCGGAGAACGAAAUCAGCCUGCCAGUACAACUAUUGAGGAUCUUUCAGACAUGUUUAAAAAAAUGCUUUCUACGGAUACCUCUCAGCAAAGUUCGAUCGAAGGUCUUGCUUAUGCUUCGCUACAACCCAAAGUCAAGGAGAAGUUGGCUUCAGAUGAAGAGUUUUUGGUCAACCUUAUUAAAGCUUUGAACGAUGCCCCACCCAAAUCACCAGCAACAUAUGGAGCACUUACCAUCCUUGCUAAUCUUACCAACUAUCAGCCUCCCUUAACAGAAGAACAAAAGAAGUUAGGUCAACUCAAAGCUUAUGCCAAUGCUUCGAAAUCCGCACUCAAACCGGAUCCUCUCAAUGACGAUGAUCACGUUGCUAAGCGAUGUCAACAUGUAUUCGAAGCCGGGGUUAUACCUGUUCUCGUCACCCAUAGUCAGCAUGGUUCAGUAGCUUCUCUUACUCUUGUCAUAUCUAUCAUCUUCUCACUGUCUAAAUCACCCAAAAUCCGGGGGCGGAUGGCUCAGCAAGGUGCCAUCAAACUUCUAAUACACGCGUAUACUAUCUUCCCCUCGGAUAAUGUACCAGCUCAAAGAACCACAGCUCAUGCUCUCGCUCGUAUCCUCAUAUCAACCAAUCCACAACAUGUAUUUGGUGGCACAAAUCCUUUGUCACUUGUUUCAGCCAUCAAACCUCUUCUGCUUCUCUUGGAGGAUGACCCAACAGUUGAACACCGCGAUCUCCUACCCGUCUUCGAAUCUCUUCUGGCUUUGACAAACCUCGCUUCGACGGACGACUCGGCCCGUAACCCAAUCAUACGCCUGGCUUGGUCUCGGAUUGAGGAACUACUUUUGUCCAACAACAAGAUGGUGACUCGUGCAACAGUGGAGCUUAUUUGUAACCUUAUGCAAUCCCCUCAAGGAGUCGCGAAAUUUGCAGAUGGUAGCAAACAAGCUUCGCAUCGUACGCAUAUUCUAUUAGCAUUAGCCGAUGCCGAGGACUUCGCCACACGAAGAGCCGCAGGAGGAGCAUUAGCAAGUCUUACGGAAUGGGAUAGUGCCGUGAAUGCUAUUCUAGAGAGGGACAGGGGAGUGGCUCUUUUAUUAGGAAUGUGUAAUGAGGAUGAGGAAGAGAUGAGGCAUAGAGGUGUAACUUGCAUACUCAAUGUAUUGACAGCACCCAACAAAGUCGGAGAAUGGGGAUUAGAAAAGGUUAAGGAGAAUGGUGGAUUGGAGGCUCUCAAGGAAUGCUUGAAAAAAUCGAGAAGUCAGGAAGUGUUGGAGAUUACGGUGGAGGCAUUGAAAAAGCUGAUAGGGGAUGAGAAACCUGGUAAACUUUUGGAGGGUUGA
Molecule: messenger RNA, 2154 nt
Organism: Sclerotinia borealis F-4128
Lineage: Eukaryota; Fungi; Ascomycota; Leotiomycetes; Helotiales; Sclerotiniaceae
Source: the annotation of a GenBank genome assembly